AUGAGUUUUUCUCGAAUGAUGGCAACAAAAGUGGUUGGCCUUUUGGGCGAGUCUCUAACGUUAGAAGCUUCAAAGGAUUCUUUUACUGGCAAAGCACAUCCCAGCAAAGUUUACAGUGCAGUUGCCGACCUUCCUAAUCCUCUCUGCAAAGAGCAAUUGACAAAACGAAAACAAAAAAGUUCUAUUUUCCGAAGGAGAAAAACUGGCAAGGCUGCUGAAAGACCGAUUCGAGCCAGGAAAGUCAUCAGAAAAGAGAAAGUGGAAACCCAUCGAGUACACCAAAAUCAAGUGGUGUCUCUCCUACAUGCUGAGCAGAAUGCCAGCAGAAGUUUCUGCUGUGUGGACAGAGCUUUCGUCGAAUUAUCCAAAUGGGCUCCAAAUUUUGUUCCAAGGACACUGUAUGACUUUGAAAGCGGCGUAGGUUCUGUCCCAUGGGCCGCAAUCUCAAGAUGGUCAAAACAGUUGGAGGAAAUUCACUGCAUUGACUCCUCGAAAGACAUGGUCAAUCUGGCAGAGCUUCUUCUUAAGGGAGGAGAGGCUGGUGGAAAAUUCCACGUUCCCCAAACAUAUUUUCGCCAGCUCAUGUCGCCCACAGUGAAUAGAACUUUUGACUUGGUCGUAAGUGCCCACACAUUGUUUGAGUUUCCAAGCCUAGAAGCUCGCUUAGACGCUCAUAUAAAUCUGUGGAGAAAGACCAAGGAUUAUUACGUGCUGGUGGAGUUGGGGACGAGAGAAGGAUUCAAACUUAUUGAUGAAGCCAAGGAAUUCAUCCUGUUUCAGUCAAAGAAAGAAGGCCAGGAAAUGCACAUACUCGCUCCGUGCCCUCACUCACUUGCUUGUCCGCGCUUGUUGCGGGAAGGAGACAGGUCGCCUUGCAACUUUGAAAGUCGAUAUUAUAAACUUUGGCCCGAAAACGAUGGGGAAGCCUCCAAGGAGCGUUUCUCAUUUGUCAUCCUUGGCAAAGGCCGGAGGAAAAGUCCAUCACCGUCUUGGCCCCGGAUGGUUCGGGCGCCGAUGGUCAGAGGUGGGCAUGUGAUCUGCUCGUUGUGCACACCAGAGGGAAAACUUGAAGACGUAACAUUUACUAAGUCGAAGGACGGAAGGGCAAGUUUUCUUUGCGCAAGAUAUAGUGAUUGGGGUGACCUGGUACCAGUUUCGUUGCGGCAGAAGGAGUUUGAUGUUAGAGACAAAGUUAAGAAGGAGAAGAUAUCUGAGAACUCUGAUGAUGCUCAAAAGAGUGAACAUCAAUAUGUUGCUGCAGACGAAGGAAGGCCUCUUGUUAAUUAGUAAAUUUUUUAAUUAAAUAUUAUGUAACUUAUGUUUAAAGAGCGCGCCCAAUAAUUUG
Messenger RNA from Neocloeon triangulifer, 1345 nucleotides. Its product is annotated as methyltransferase-like protein 17, mitochondrial. Gene Ontology annotation, cellular component: mitochondrial small ribosomal subunit. Gene Ontology annotation, biological process: translation. The record is from RefSeq and is a predicted model, not a curated record. Lineage: Eukaryota; Metazoa; Arthropoda; Insecta; Ephemeroptera; Baetidae. Gene Ontology annotation, molecular function: structural constituent of ribosome; S-adenosylmethionine-dependent methyltransferase activity.